UCUAUUCCUUUUUUAAACCGCUUUGUAUUAAUUUAAAAAGAAGACAACUAUCUUUCACGUCUGUGUUCAUAUUAUUUUUUAGACAUUUAUACAAGUAGGAAUAAACAUCAAUUCCAUCUUACUUGAAUAUACGCCUUUUGGAUAAGAUUUGGUUAACUGUAAAAAGUGUGGAAGAAUAAUGCAAAAUGUGUCGCACCAUUCAGUCGCUAAUACAGACCGUCAUAUGUGCGCUACAAAUGAUCACACGGAUCUUCAUGACGGUGCUCCUGAUGAUUGAGAACAUGAUCAGGAUGCUGCUGCAGUCAAUAUACAACUUUAUAUCGACGAUACUUCAAAUAAUAUCUCUGAUACCGAUCUGCUGCAUAUUCAUGUUGACGGCUAAGAUGCGCUGUCUGUUGUGUGGCGGAGGCGGCGGCGGCUGUGGCGGCGGAGGCGGCGGGGGCUUUGUUGGCUGCUUCCUCUCUGUAAUCUUCUUUAUCUUCUUAUUUAAAGCUCUGCGGCACUACGGCCUCGCUGACAAAUUUAUGGCGCGCCUGGGCUAUUCCAGGGUUUGGAAAUACGAGGGUAAAACCUUCACCGCGCCGCCCUCGCCCGACUUUCUUAAGACAUCCCCCAACGUUACCACGACGCCAAAGCCCUCGGGCAGAAUGGGCCCCGAAGCUACCGAUGAGGAUAUUAAAAAUUAUAUCUUCGAUGAUUUUGAAAGUAGUACGACGACAGCCAUAACAACUUUACAAAUAGCGGACACAUACGCUGCCACUGAGUAUAGUAAAAUUGGUAACUUGUCCACUACGCUGUAUUAUUUAUUCUGAACGGUUUACUAUUUUGGGAAAUCAUUGAUUUUUUUUUAAAUAAAGACAAAAAAUUUUAUAGUCA
This is a messenger RNA of Papilio xuthus (Asian swallowtail), 876 nucleotides long. RefSeq lists its product as uncharacterized. Lineage: Eukaryota; Metazoa; Arthropoda; Insecta; Lepidoptera; Papilionidae. The transcript is spliced from 2 exons. The record is from RefSeq and is a predicted model, not a curated record. Bases 186 to 812 code for a protein of 208 amino acids.